This is a messenger RNA of Adineta steineri, 2304 nucleotides long. NCBI's taxonomy places the organism in Eukaryota, Metazoa, Rotifera, Eurotatoria, Adinetida, Adinetidae. The record is from the annotation of a GenBank genome assembly.
AUGCUCUGUCGAACUUGGUCAAAAAAUGUUUUCAAUGAUUAUUCAUCGUUCAAUAGUCAAUAUGCUUUAGAAAUUCUUCAUUCACUUGGCGAUGUGUUUGAUAAGAUGUAUCUAACGAAUGAAAAUCUUCGCAAACGUAUGAUUGAAUCAGCUAAACGAGAUGAUAAACGUUUCUAUAAAUUGGCAGCACAAGCUUAUUAUAAUUUUAAAAAGAAGAAAUCUUUUAAUUUAGAAAAAAUUUUCGAAUCUAAAAACUAUCAUACCAAGACAGUUUAUUCGCAAAAUAAACAAAAUUCAUAUCAUAUAGGCGUCAUUCAUAUCACUUCAAAUUCUGUACAAAUUAUGCCAAGAAUGUGGACAGAUGGAAAUCGUAUCCUUCGUCAUCCAAUGUUCAAUGAUAUUAAUGAUUUCUGUCUUGUAAAUUUGGACUCAAAUUUUGAAAAAUGGUCUACGAAAAAUUGUGAUUAUAUUAAAAACGUUUUUUUAUCCGGCAUUGAAAUUGGCAAUCGUCGUUAUUAUUUUAUCGGUUCAUCAAAUUCUCAAUUAAAGAAAAAUAGCUAUUGGUUUGUCAAAGCUGAUAGUUUAGAUGAUGUUCAUCAAAAACGCAAACAAUUAGUUGAUUUUGAUGAGGUUAAUAAUCUUGGUAAGUAUAUAGCUCGUGUUGGUUUAUGGUUUAGCACCAGUAUGUCAACUGGAAUUACUCUGACCUAUGUUGAAAAUACAUCAAAAGAAUUUGAUCGACGAAUUCAAAAAGGAGAAAAAUGUGUAACAGUAAUCGAUGAUAUCAAAUAUGAUGAGUAUUGUUUUACAGAUGGUAAUGGGCUUAUUUCGAAUGAUUUAGCAAGACUUAUUGCUAAAACCUUGAAAUGUUUGGUUCAAACUUCAGAAGGCGAAAUUUAUCCAUCGGCUUAUCAAAUCCGUAUGGCUGGUUGUAAAGGUCUUGUAGUUGUUGAUCCAGAUUCAAAACCAAAUGAAUUUUAUGUUAAAAUUCGCCCAUCUAUGAAAAAAUUUUCUUGUAAUGAAUGGGUUUUAGAUAUAAACAAUUACAGUCGACCAAUUCCAACCCGAUUGAAUAAUCAGAUCAUAUUACUUCUAUCCGAUCUCGGUGUACCCGAUUCGACUUUCUUCGAACUUCAAACCCGUUGGUUUGCUCAAAAACAAAAAUUCUUACCUAAUAAGAAAGAUCUUCUAAAAAAUAAAAUCCCUCUACCAGCUAAUGAAUGUCGACUUUUGUUUGGUUGUGCACUUGAAUCUGAGCUCAAACCAAAUCAAUGUUUUAUUCGAUAUCAACUUCUUGAUAGUGAUGAAAAACCAUUAAAAGUUCCAAAACUUCAGACUGUUAUCGGUCAAGUCAUUGUCACUAAAAAUCCAUGUCCAUAUGCUGGCGAUAUGCUUGUAUUAGAAGCUGUUGACCUACCAAAGCUUCAUUGUCUUCGCGAUGUCAUUGUAUUUUCAACGAAGGGCGACCGGCCAGUUUGUAAUCAAAUCGGUGGUUCGGAUCUUGAUGGUGAUCAGUAUUUUGUCUAUUGGGGUACAGAAUUACAACUUUUAAGAAAAAUUGAGCCGCUUGAUUAUAAAUCUCCACCGGCAACGCAUCUUUCAACGCCAAAAUCAAUAUCUCCGUUAGAUUUCAUAAAUCAUUGUCUAUCCAUGUUAAGCAAUUCAGUUCAUGGUCAAGUAUUCAACUUACAUCAAAUUGUUGUCGAUAAAAAUGAAGAAAAAUGUGAACAACGUACAUGUCAAAAAUUAGCUAAAGAAAUGGCAAAUAUGUUUUCUAUUGCUAUUGAUUCUGGUAAAACUGGAUGCUCAAUAGAUCAAACACGUCUUAGAGAAAUUCAACAAAUUGUUGGUUCAACAUAUCCAGACUAUUUAAGGGGAAAAAAAUCCUACCAAUCCCAAUCAAUCUUAGGUAAACUUUAUCGAAAUGCAUUAGAGUUUACUAAAAAACGUUCAAGUGAUUCGACUGUUAAAGUAUUGCAAAAUGGUGUAAAUUGUAACGUAUGUGGUCGAGUGUGUAAGAAUGAGCGUGGUCUCAGUACUCAUAAACGUAGCUGCGAUAAAAAGAAAAAAGAAACAGAAUCCAAAAUACCAAGUACAAUUAUUCCUCAGGCAGAGCAUAUGAAGACUCUGGUGACACCCACACCCAAAUUUAGAAUCAUUGAUCGUUUGACGAAAAACCCUGAUGGAGAAUAUAAUUGUCCUAAUGUACAAUGUGGAAAAACAUUUAAACCACAAGGUAUCACUCCACAUGUUAAAUCGUGUGCAAAAGAAUGGUUGAAACAAAACGGUUUUUCAAUAGAUUAA